AUGGAGUUUAACUUCACAGUUGGCUUAGGAAAAAUGACAGCUAGCAAUGGAGAAAACAUUCCUCUUGAAAUUUUUCACUCUUUUAGCAUAUUCUUACUAUGUUGUUCUGUUAACAUUAUCAUCAUCAGCUAUAAGGUUGUUGAUGGUGUCCCCAAAUCAAAGAAGAAAUGGAAAUUUCACAGGGACUUGGACUUACCACCAACAAGGCAACAGCAGUUUAAUUACACUUACGGAAUAAGCAAGUACACAGCAACAGUGCCUUGUCCAACAAGAACUAGCAUCAUAGCAAGAGUAAUCUACUCACAUUUUAUGAAGGGUUACAAAGCUCCUACUAAAUCAUAUGCUCGAAAGUCAGACAAUACAAGAACAAAAAACAAUCGACUAUACCAAGAGAAACCACCCAACCAUGACAAUAAAUUAGGCCAAGCUUAUAAUGACGUACAUUUAAACAAGGCCAAAGCUUUUCCGUUAACUAUAAUGACGUCCCUGGAAUACUCUGAUUAUCACUGUGGAUGAAUCGAAGGGUUAUUA
This is a messenger RNA of Trifolium pratense (red clover), 531 nucleotides long. RefSeq lists its product as uncharacterized. The coding region runs from base 1 to 516 and encodes 171 amino acids. The transcript has 3 exons. NCBI's taxonomy places the organism in Eukaryota, Viridiplantae, Streptophyta, Magnoliopsida, Fabales, Fabaceae. The record is from RefSeq and is a predicted model, not a curated record.